Molecule: messenger RNA, 1725 nt
Organism: Spodoptera exigua (beet armyworm)
Lineage: Eukaryota; Metazoa; Arthropoda; Insecta; Lepidoptera; Noctuidae
Source: the annotation of a GenBank genome assembly
AUGCUACGCAUAGGAAUGUGCAUACCGUACAGAGUCGUCAUGUUUUCCCUCGGAGGUUUGGCUGGUUAUUGUGCCAAUAGAUACCCCUCCGUUAAACCCAUCGUCCAAAUCUGUUUUAUGGACGUCAACAUUUUGCUUAUAGGGUUUCUACCAGUAAUGAUAUUUCGGACCUCGUACAGCGUUGAUGCCCACUCGUUCGUAAAGAGUAUCCCGCAAAUUUUACUCGUUGGCGUACCCGGAGCGUUGUUAACCGCACUCAUGGUCGCAUUUAUGGCAUUUUAUUUGAUCGAAUCGUCUUGGGACUUCGCUACGGCAUUCCUUUUCGGGAUAACAUGCUCGCCCAUAUACCCUUUAGAGGUCGUGAAGCAAUUAAAGACUAUGUCUAAAGGGAAGUACAUAGGGGUGUUACUCCUUGGUGAAGGGUUGUUGGGGGAUGUGACGGUCAUGAUAGAGUUCACAGCAGUUUUUGGCUACAUAUCGUACGCCAUGACGGAGGCUUCCCAAAUAACUAUAUUCCUCAUCCGCUACGCAGGCGGCGGGAUUCUGUUAGGCAUAGUGUUGGGAAAGAUUACCGAUACUCUUUUAUCGAUAACUUAUAACGAUCUUCUGUGCGCGGUGACGGUGACUGUGGCCGGUUCGUAUUUGACGUUUUAUAUUGGCGAAAAGUUCUUGUAUGUGUCUGGGCUUCUGGCAACGGUGAUUACCGGUGUUCUUGUCAGUAAUAAGAAGUCGACUAUUGCUGGGGAUGUGGAACAAGUGCUCUCCACGUUUUGGAGUAUACUAGCUCAUGCGGCCAAUACUUUAGUGUUCACUAUAGUUGGAGUGGUUAUCUUUGAAAGAGUCAGUGAUGUGCUCAGUGUGCGACAAAUGGCUUUGAUUUUUGUCACGUAUACCACUGUAUAUUGUUCGAGGUUGAUGGUAUACUCAGCGAUGACCCCUCUACUUCGCCACGUGGGUUAUGGCAUGACAUGGCAGCACUGCCUGGCCUGCGUGUGGGGGGGUCUUAGGGGACCACUGUCCCUAUGUCUGGCACUCCUCGUGUUGCAGACUCCUGUCCUAUCUGAAGCUGGAGAGAUCUUCAUAAUCCAAACAGCAGGCCUAGUUAUCCUAUCCCUGGUUAUCAACGCCACAAGUAUGAGGAAAGUACUGAAGAUCCUCGGCUUAGCAGAGAUCUCCCUUGCAAAGAAAGCUAACAUGACGAAUUGUGUCAAAAGGAUCAUGAUGACCAGGGACCGAUGUAUUUCUAUGCUGAAGAUGGACAAAUUCCUAGCUGAUGCUAACUGGGAUCUGGUUACCCUUGGCACUACAAUAAAGCAUCCGUACCAGCUUCAAAUGUCAGGCAGAGAUGAGGAUAGCGAAGACGACACCUACAUGGGCUACCAUUAUACCACAUGUCCUGACUGCGAGAGAGAAAUACCUAACGAACCAACUAAAAAGGAGUUCAUUGAAAUGACUAAGGAGGCCCACCAGCGCGUGCUAAAAGCUCUAAAGAUCUCGUAUUGGCGUCAGUAUGAGCAUGGGAAAGUUAGUAAAGACGGGGUGCGAGUGCUAGUGCAGGCUGUAGAGGUCGCUGCUGAUUCGGAGGACGGAAGGGUCAAUUUGGACACGUUAGGGAGUCUGUGGAAACCUAAGAACCUGAACCGGGGGUAUAUAAGCGGAACUGCGGCUCACCGCUGGCAGUUGAGUUCUAAGUCUAAAGCGAUUCGGAAGAAAAGGAAGAAGUGA